AUGCCGGCGAAGCGGCCGCUGGAGGGCGGCGGCGGAGGGGACUCCCCGUCGCCGGCGCGUUCGCCAGCGCUGAAGAAGAGGUGUCGCUCCUUCGACCUAGAGAUCAGGGGAUUCAGGCAUCUGGAGGAGAUGGUCACCAACUGCGUGCAGAGGGUGGAGGCUGCGGUUGAGUCCGUGAUUGAGUCUGCCAUCAGCCGGAUACCAGAAGUGGUGACUAAAGCAAUUACAUGCUACUUAAGCCGUGCUCCUAGUUUGUGCAAACCACUGGUUGACCAGAACCAGCCUCCAAGAUACAAGCUUAGGUUCCUGAAUGGCUUGAGUAAUGAAAUUUUCACAAAGAAGGGAAUCUGCACAGCAAAUGGUGAUCCUCUCAAGAUAUGCCUGGAGGAGAACAACCAACAAGAGAACAAUUCUUGUCGCCUUCUUUCUGCCAAGAUCAAAAUUGUUGUUCUUGAUGGCGACUUCAACAUAGAUAACAAAGAUUGCUGGACAUUAGAGGAUUUCAGCAGACAUAUCGUUCGUCCACGGGACAAGGUUGGGGCAGUGCUGACGGGGGAGCUGGAGCUUAGCCUGAAGGAUGGCAAGGCUGAUCUCCGUGAUGCUACUUUUAUUGAUAACUCCAAGUUCAUGAGGAGUGGCAAGUUCAGGCUUGGGGUAAUGGUUGUUGAUGAGCUUGGUGAACGGAUCCUGGAAGGGGUAACUGAACCUUUCACAGUAAAGGAUCGUCGCGGAGAAGGAUCCCGAAAGCAUGUCAUUCCAUCACUGGAUGAUGAUGUUUGGCGCCUGCAGAAAAUUUCGAAGGAUGGUGUCUUCCAUGAGGCACUCAAAGGGAGUGGCAUCUUUUCUGUGAAGGACUUCUUGACGUCAUAUUACAAGGAUGAACAUACUCUCCGCAAAGUUCUCAACAAGGCCACAAAGCUAGUAUGGACGACUAUUGUUGAUCAUGCUAAAAAGUGUGUUCCUGGAAAGGAGCUUUACUCUUUCAUCGUGGAAGGCCAUGACGUUGUCCUGUUCUUCAACUGUUUCUAUAGGAUUGUUGGAAUCACAUCCAGUGACCAGUACACUCCCUUCAAGGACCUCGAUAAACCGAUGCAGGGGCGUGUGGAACAAUGGAGCAAAGUUGCAUAUGAAACUUUGACCAACCUUCAGCCUGAUUAUGUAAUGGAUAAUGGAAAACCAAGACCAAUCAACCAGAGUAUUUUCCAAGGACUUCAACAGACAAGUGAAGUGCUUUAUUGGCAUGAAAACUCAGAUUGCGCAGAGAGAAAUGUUCAUGAAGCUGAUGAUCAUCAAGGUACUUCAGGCAGUCAUUCCAAGCAGUGCACAUUAAAAAGGCUUGGAUCCAUACGAGUGACGCCAAAUGAAGAAGAUGCGUCUUUUGACAUCAGUGUUUACCUUGGUUCUGGCUCCGAACAAUACCAUGUAAGCACCGCUGCAAAUGACAUACCAGGUUCAGUCACUCUCCAUUGCCCGGCUACCGCUGCAGACGAAUUUUCAGGAUCAGUGUUAUUAAAGCAAGCAUCCUUGACAAUGGUCGAUGAGGACUAUGACAUACCUUUUGUACCCAGUGAUGCUUCACUCCAUCUGUUUGAUGCGUCUGCUUUAGCCGCUUUCACAGAUGAGCCUAUUUACUCUAGGCAUGUCAGCUUCAGAGAGAGCGACUGUCACGAGACGCUAGCCUUCAGAGCAGAAUCAGCUGUUUGA
Molecule: messenger RNA, 1704 nt
Organism: Triticum turgidum subsp. durum (durum wheat)
Lineage: Eukaryota; Viridiplantae; Streptophyta; Magnoliopsida; Poales; Poaceae
Source: the annotation of a GenBank genome assembly